Molecule: messenger RNA, 651 nt
Organism: Rotaria sp. Silwood1
Lineage: Eukaryota; Metazoa; Rotifera; Eurotatoria; Philodinida; Philodinidae
Source: the annotation of a GenBank genome assembly
AUGAAUCGACGCCGAUUAGCUUUGAUCUUUGGAAAUGAAGACUACAGUGGUACAGCAAAAUUAAAAAGUUGUGUUAAGGAUGCUGAGGAUAUGGCAGCUGCAUUAACUAACUUGGGUUUUCAAUGCACGAAAUAUCAUAAUUUGAAUAAACGUGCCAUGGAUAUUGCCAUGAGAGACUUUUGUACAAAAAUUGCUGAUAAUGAUUGUAUUUUAAUAUAUUUUUCUGGACAUGGUAUGGAAGCAUACGAUCUGAGGCGUUCUGGAAAUAAUCUUUUAAAUAUUAUUAUUUUGGACGCUUGCCGAUUUGAUGAAGAAAAUGAUACUUGGAAAACAAAAGCUAUUAAUAAACAACCAUAUCUCAAAGCAGCAUUUGGUAACGCAUUAACAUCACAUGUUAACAUACCAAACGAAUCACAAUUUGCUUUGAUAUUUUCAUCUGAUCCUGGCACAGUAUCUUAUGCUGGUCAAGAAGGUGGAAAUAGUUUCUUUACUUCGGCGCUGUUAAAUCAUUUGGUAACACCACAGUUAGAACUUGAUGAUAUGAUGAAGCAAGUUAGAAAAGAAAUGUUACAAACCUCCCUGGGUCAACAACGGCCUUGGAUUCAUUCAUGUCUCAUAGAAGACUUUUAUUUCAAUCAAGGUGUACAAUGA